CUCUCUCUCUCUCUCUCCCUCUCUCCUCCUCCUCCUCCCAUCUCCUACUUUUGAUGGGGGGGCGCAGCGGUGAAGUCACAGUGAUGUCAUUUUAGGAUGUGAGAGUCGGGCAAGGUGAGCUGGUUUUGCGGUGAGUGGUGAGUCCCCUCCACUGCCAGCGUUGCCUGAACAGAGGCGCGGAGCGGCGAAAGAUGAUCAUCGCCACCGGCACCAAAUCAAGCUCCGACGCGCUCCGUGCCUCUCCUCCUCCUCCUCCUGCUGCUGCUGCUGCUUACAUCUCGGGCUAUGGGGCCUUGAUCUGCCUUGAUCCCCAAGUCAGCCUUUACCGCCACCAUGCCAAAGGAGAAAACAUAAGAAGAGUUGCAUUUUUAGGGCAGGUAACUUUGACCACGUGCCCCGAAGGUAAACUGGAUGGCCGUUGCGCAAAGGUGCCUCUACAGUAUGUCCAGCGGGGCCAGGACGCACUGGACGCUGCCAGCAGUUCUUGUACUGUGGACUUCUCUCUGGGGGAUCGCUUCUUCUUAUCCGAUUCCAAGCAGGACUAAUGCGACUUUAUUGGAAAAGAAGUGGGAGACGCUUUUCUCGCGCUCCUAUCUGGGUAUAGCCGGGGGGAAAUCGGAGCUGAACUGGGAGAGUGACUAUUUGCAGGGCAUCAAACGAGUGCGGCGACUCUACUGCAACGUGGGCAUUGGGUUUCACCUGCAGGUGCUCCCGGACGGCAGGAUAAGCGGAGCACACAAUGAGAACCAAUACAGUCUCAUAGAGAUCUCCACCGUGGACCGAGGAGUCAUCAGCCUGUUCGGAGUGAGGAGUCAGCUGUUUGUCGCAAUGAACAGCAGGGGAAGGUUAUACGGAACGAGAUUCUUCGUGGACGAGUGCAAGUUCAAGGAGACUUUGCUGCCCAACAACUACAACGCCUACGAGUCUUUUGUUUACAAGGGCUUUUAUAUCGCCCUCAGCAAGCAUGGUCGCGUAAAGAGAGGCAACAAGGCCACCACCGCCAUGACUGUCACACAUUUCCUCCCGCGGCUAUGAGAAAAAAUGGCAAUAACUCACUUAUUUGCACAUGUGGAUGUUCUUCCAGGUAACACAGAAAUGCAAAGUCAUGAUAUACACACAAGCCGACAGACUGCGAGAGAAAACACAAAUAUUUAUUCUGUUUAUAUAUCUGUAUAUUUGGAUAGCUAUCUUUGUAUAUGUACCGUGCUGCUUAUUGUUUUUAUGGAUGGGGGAGAGCUGACGCCUUUGCCUGUCUCACUUUACCUUGGUGCUUGCUGUAACCGAACGACGUGUCACUUCCUUUUUCGAGAUGAGGGAUGAGCUGUAUCCUGUGCUUUUAAAGAGUGAAACGAAUACUUUUUAUUACCUCAAAGAACCACUUUACUAGAAUAAGGGAUGCAUGGACUUUUUGCUGAAGUAUCUGCUAGGUUUAUAAUUAUUUGAAUCUUUCAAAAGCGCUUGACGGCUCACUGCUCCGUGUCCGGCAGUUGGGGUUAAAAACUUAAAUGCACUACCUUUGCUGCACGAUUUAAAGGUGCCUUGGUGUUCCCACUUGUGGCCCCCUUAAACUUGCAUGUAAGAGACACCCGCUGGAGUCAGAAAUAGGGCUGACACUCCGCAGAGGGCCUCAGAAGGAGGAGGGGGAGUGGACUAUCUCUGGUUUAUUUUCUUUUCUGUAAUUAGAUCGAUUAAGUAAUAUACAAUCUGUGGUAGAGACCAGAGAGCGGUCGGCCAUGGAAGCUGGAGCGAGGCCAUAAGUUUGACUAUGUGGCUCAUAAACAGGGUGGAAUACUUUUCUAUCCAAGCAUGGAGAAAAAUUUUCUAUUCGAACCUGGCUUGCACAAGAAAUCGACGGAGCGGAUAGAUUUGCGUAGAAACUGCACAUUGUCCUGAAAAGAGCUCCUACAGUAAAGUGGGCUGCUGUUUUUUAAAGCUUUAGCUGCUGUUGAACAUGAUGUCCAAGAAAAACGAUGUAAAUAGACGCAAAUGUAAAAGAAGAAGAAUUCAGGAGCUUUUUAACGCUGCUUUGCAGUUGCCCCGUUAAGGCAAAAAGAGAUCAGGUUGCACAGAAAACCAUCGAUGAUGGUGCCUAAAUGUUUGAAUCGUCCCCUUACAGUUUUGUCUCUUUAAUUUCACUUGGUGGAGUUUUUUGCGUCCUCUGGGACACUUUCCCUCAGCUUGCCUGCUUGUGUGCUCUGCAGCAGCACUGCAGUGGCAGCGAGGUGUUUGGAGCCUGAGGCAGAUUUAAAUGCAAUUACGGAUGAGUCAAUGAUGUGCCCUGAAGAUGUGAAGGACAGUGCAGAUGGAGGCAUGAGAAGUUCCCUCAUACCUGCUGUUUUACUCUGCUUAAAAUGAGCAGUAAGAAAGUUUUUUUACUGCUGGAGCAGCACGGUAAAUAUCAUGUAGCAUAUUCUCAGGAUGCUUCGCUGGGUUUCUAAGAAUCCUCAUAGCGUGCAUCUGUCCACAUAACUUCUGCAGCUGUUUACUUGAAAACCUGAAUCUCUCCUCCGUCCGUCCCUGCCUUCUGAGAGGAAGCAGGACUAUUUCAAUCCAGGAAAAGACGUAAGCGAGCAGGCCGGCACCGCUGUCUUUGUUGUUCGUCAGACCUCCUGCAGGAAUGUGGAUCUGCCAGGAUGACAGGCAGCCUCCCACAUACCUGAGCCCCCACCUCUACCCAUCUCCUGCACCCCUCCUCACCCGCUGCAGGCAGGGACCUUGGGAUUCCGGCUGUAACCCAGGAGCUUCCUCCUCUCCUUUCAGCCUUUUUUAGUUCAAGGUCAGAGUCACGGACCAGCCUUGGCCUCGACCCUAGUGGCCAUGGCAGUUGGCUUUGUUGGUCUAUGAAACAGGAAUUUAAAGUAUCUUUUUGAUCCAAAAAUCUUCUAACAAGUUGCUCUCAUUGGUCUCAAAUCUGCAAAAUUUUCCUCCAAACAAUCCUCAAAAUUAAGAGCUCCACCUCUUUAAAAUGCAGCUCAUUCCCUCCCCUUUCCAAGCACCGGUGUUGGGAUAUUUCUGGGGAGGGGACAUCUGCAGAGUUAAUGCAGUGUGUGAGGAGCAGAGUCAUGCAGAGCCUCACCUCUGCUGCUGCUGCACUCAAAUCCUGCAGGAUGGCACCACAGCAUAUCCUCAGGAGGCUGCUGCUGCUGAGCACGGCCUGAACACCCUUCAUACUGACACAGUAUCAGCUGCUGCUCAUUUCAAGCCAGCUUUAACAGUAUUUUUCCUCACAGGUGUAGAGGUUUUUUUUCAAUUCCAAGGACAUCUUGAUUCUGCUGAAAUGCAAGUUUUUCAAGGACUUGUUGCUGCUGCACAGGAGGCUGAAUGAAACAUGACAGAAUCACACUUCUUGUCUGGAGUAAAUCAUCAUUUUUGACUGAUAAAGCAUUAAAAAAAAUCCCCUUUUUCCAUUUCCAGCAGCCGUAGAUGUUAAAGUUAUCACUGCAUACAAAAAAAUCUACCAUUUUCAGCAGCAGGUGAAUACUGCGCAUGCACCAACAAGCACUUUUCAUGCCAGCCCACAAUCAAGAUGUCUGACAUCUUUAGCAGCACCUUACUGACAACAUCUUGAUCCUAAUUAAGCUAUUGUUUUCUGUCUAGAACUAGAGCUGGAUCCCUAAAAAAGCUCAACUUUCAGCUUCGACCAAAAGUUUUGCCCAGAUUUCUGUAGUCUCUUUUUCCUUUCCACAGCUAUCAAUUUACAUUUCAGUCACGGUGAGGAAUAUCUUUUUAUAAAGUGUCAUGAUCCUUUAGCAUGCCCGAGCCUGGAUCUUAAUCAGGGGUGUGUGCUUCAUGUGUUUUUUUCUUUACUCCGUCUGUGAAAGGGAGUGAGGCUUCGCUCUAUUCCUCUCAUCUCUGUUCUCAUAUACCUCACCCUCUGCCUUAGUUUUGGUUUGCUGAUGACUGUAAAUGAAGACGAAACAAACUUCAGUUAUUUUGUUUCUGAAAAACAAGACAAUGCUAAGUAAGGAUAUUAAAGUUUUUUCCUUUUAUUUUUGUACGUAUGUGCUGUGCACAGCAGUCUACUGUAUU
This is a messenger RNA of Cheilinus undulatus (humphead wrasse), 4029 nucleotides long. RefSeq names its product fibroblast growth factor 6-like. The transcript has 3 exons. Gene Ontology annotation, cellular component: cytoplasm. Gene Ontology annotation, molecular function: fibroblast growth factor receptor binding; growth factor activity. The record is from RefSeq and is a predicted model, not a curated record. Bases 412 to 1035 code for a protein of 207 amino acids. Gene Ontology annotation, biological process: cell differentiation; positive regulation of gene expression; regulation of cell migration. NCBI's taxonomy places the organism in Eukaryota, Metazoa, Chordata, Actinopteri, Labriformes, Labridae.